ACGCCAGCCGAGGCUGCGGGGGCUGUUCCCUGAGGCGGCCGGGCCCUAGCCCCGCGUCGGGUUGGCUUGGUGCCCUCAGCGGCCAUGAGGCGAACAGGCCCCGAGGAGGAGGAGGAGGCCUGCGGCGUGUGGCUGGACGCGGCGGCGCUGAAGAGGCGGAAAGUGCAGACACAUUUAAUCAAGUCACACACCAAAAUGCUAACACUCUUUCCUGGAGAGAGAAAGGCUAAGAUCUCUUUUACUGAAAGAACUCCACCUGCAGGCGUUCGGCAGACCAGCAUUGCUUCCUUCUUCACCUUGCAGCCAGGAAAGACAAAUGGUGGUGAUCAAAGGAGCGUUUCAUCGUAUAUAGAAGGUCAGACCAACAGAGAUUCUAAGAAAGAUGCAACCCAGCUAGACCAUCUGAUCCAGGGCUUGGGGGAUGAUUGUGUGGCACCCCCUUUAGCUACUUCAACCCCUACAGACAUCCAGGAAGCUGGACUUUCUCCUCAGUCUGUGCAGGCUUCUGGCCACCACAGAAUGGAAACCCCAUUCUUGACUGUGCUGUCUUUGUUCCAGCCUGAGACCUUAGUCUGUGCUGGUGAGAGUCAGGAGUCACUAGCUUGUUCCUUCACCCAGGACUUGGAAAGUUCUUGCUUGAUGGACCAAAAGGAGGGAGAGAUGGAUUCUUCCUGGAAAAAGGAAUGGCUUCAUGGAUCUAAGAAAAAGAACUGUCAAAGUAUGGAGAGACGCAGUAAACCACUAGGGGGCAAGAGCCAUCAGCCCUUGGACAAACCUAAAUUGGAAAAGAUGUCUGCCAAAGAAAAUAGGCAUGCCCCUGACCUCUUUCAAACAUACAGGGAGUCCUGGAGUGGAGAGAACACAGAAGCAGUGAAACAAAGUUCUUGUCCUGUUCCUGUGGUUUCCUGGGACAGCGAAAAGAAUGACAGGGACUCCUGGAGUCAGCUUUUCACUGAGGAUUCUCAGGGCCAGCGGGUCAUUGCUCACAACUCUAGAGCUCCUCUCCGAGAGGUAACCAACAACCGGAACCAGGGCUUAGGGCAGUUUCCUAACAGCCUUUGGGCUCAGUGCCAGGAUAGGCCCACUCUGUUAAAUUUGCAGCCUGAUUUGCUCUUUACCCAGGACUCUGAAGGUAAUCAAGUUAUCAGGCACCAAAUCUAAAUAUCUUUGAGGGUUUGGUUUUAAAAAUACUUUCUGAAAUGCCAGGUAUAGGAAAAUAUCUUGGGGAGAGGUUGGUGGGGAGUAGUUUGGGUAAGGGGUAGGUAUGGGAUGAAGCCGUUAUUGUUGUUGAACAUUUUCUUUGUGUAAAUAAAGCAGGUAGUGACAUUUAUUGAGACAAUAUGGUUGGCAUCAUGCCUUUCCCUGAAGAAAAGGUGGCUGGUGCAUUCCCUGUAUGAAUCUGGUGAGCACUGAGGAGACAGGGGAGGGGUAUUCAUCCCUCCACUAAAGGGCCUUACUCAGCUGCACUGAGCCACUUCUUUGCCCUUUCAUUUGCCUAACUGGGAUAUUGCUUUUUAUAGUGUAUACUUUUAAUCUCUGGUUGUAAUCAUACGUACUCAACCUAAGCUUGGGACCACUAAUUCCUGACACUAUUUUGAGUGGAAACAGGGGCAGGGAUCCAGAUAGAGAAGAGGAAGGUACAAUGAUGGCAGUUUUAUUUAUUAUUUUUUGUUAUUUUUAUGGCGACUUUACAGCAUUUUAAACUUCUCUGUUUAAACAUCUCUCCCUUAAAAUUCCUGAGCUAUAUAACAAUCUGGAUGUGACUAUAUCACUCUUCUACAAAGUGGGAGAGAACUCCCUUUGUAAAACAGUCCAAAUAAAUGACUGUUUACAAAA
This is a messenger RNA of Miniopterus natalensis, 1836 nucleotides long. RefSeq names its product aurora kinase A and ninein interacting protein (gene AUNIP). Gene Ontology annotation, biological process: spindle organization. The record is from RefSeq and is a predicted model, not a curated record. NCBI's taxonomy places the organism in Eukaryota, Metazoa, Chordata, Mammalia, Chiroptera, Miniopteridae. Gene Ontology annotation, cellular component: spindle pole; centrosome.